Molecule: messenger RNA, 1776 nt
Organism: Rhipicephalus microplus (southern cattle tick)
Lineage: Eukaryota; Metazoa; Arthropoda; Arachnida; Ixodida; Ixodidae
Gene: Keap1
Product: kelch like ECH associated protein 1
Molecular function (GO): protein binding
Source: RefSeq, a predicted model, not a curated record
AUGACCCUGCUGAGAGACCGCAGUGAAGGCGACUGCUUGGACAUGCUAUGCAGCGAAUCGAUGGAUUUGCCCCCAGAAGGCGUCGGCGCCAUGACGCUUUCCGUGGAAUCAUAUCCAAAGGAGUCCCUUGAGGUGAUGGACCUCAUGCGUCGCCAGGGCUUCCUCUGCGACGUCGAGAUCCGCGUAGGCUCGGAGUCGUUCCCGGCGCACCGUCUCGUGCUGCUGGCCAUGUCGCCCUACUUCCGCGCCAUGUUCGCGGGAGGGCUGCGUGAGGCGGCCAUGCCUGUGGUGCAGAUACAGGGCGUCGGGCCUUCGACCAUGGCGAGCGUCAUGAAGUUCGCCUACACGGGCUCCAUAUGCAUCGACCAGAGGAACGUGUGCCAGCUCCUGCCAGCCGCCACCAUGUUCCAGGUGAACCACAUCAUCGAGGCCUGCUGCAACUUCCUCGAAAAGCAGCUCGACCCGAACAAUUGCAUCGGCAUCGGUGAAUUCGCGCUGCAGCAUGGCUGCACCAAGCUCUACAUCAAGGUCAACGACUAUAUCGACCAGAAUUUCGCCGCCGUUUCCGAGGGAGAGGAGUUCUUGGGCCUGACGGCGAGCCAGCUGGUGGCCCUCGUGCGUCGCGACGAACUGAACGUGCGCUGCGAGUCGGAGGUGUUCAACGCAGUUCUGCGUUGGGUCAAGCACGACGAGAACCGGCGGCGCGCCAAGAUGGCCGACGUGCUGUACGCUGUGCGCUGCCACUUCCUCACGCCGCGCUUCCUCAUGCACCAGCUGCAGACCUGCGACCUGGUGCGGAGCAUGCCCCAGUGCUGCGACUACUUGCACCGAAUCAUUCAGGACCUGACAGGCCGACGCCAGUACACGGUUUCCCAGCGGCGUCCCCAGGUGGCGCAGGUGGUGUAUUGCGUGGGCGGCUACCAGCAGCACUCGCUGGGCGCGCUCGAGUGCCUGUGCCCGCCGCAGCAGUGGUUCCGGCUUGCCGAGCUCGGGUGUCCACGCUCAGGCCUAGGGGCCGCCUUCCUGGGCGGAAAGCUGUACGCUGUCGGUGGCAGAAACAACAGUCAGGACAAGAGCUACGACUGCGCCUCGGUCGACUGCUACGACCCGGUGGCGAACGCGUGGAGCGCCUGCGCCGACCUGCAGGUGCCUCGAAACCGCGUCGGGGUAGCCGUACUCGACGGGCUACUCUACGCCGUCGGAGGGUCGUGCGGCACCACGCAGCACUACUCGGUGGAGAGAUACGACCCGGCCGAGGACAAGUGGUCGUACGUGGCGUCAAUGGCUCGCGCGCGCAUCGGCGUCGGCGUGGCCGUCCAGCGUCGGCUGCUCUUCGCCCUGGGGGGAUACAACGGACAGGCGAGGCUCAGCUCGGUCGAGUGCUACGACCCGGACAGGGACCAGUGGGUCGACGUGGCGCCCAUGAACACCUGCCGCAGCGGGGCUGGUGUCGUAGCCGUGGAGCGCUGGAUCUACGUGGUGGGUGGCUACGACGGCAGCAGCCAGCUGACCUCGGCCGAGCGCUACGACGUCGAGCGUGACCAGUGGGACGUGGUGGCCUCCAUGAAGGAGCCACGCAGCGCCCUUGCUCUCGCACACCUGGGAGGAAAGAUAUACGCACUCGGUGGCUACGAUGGCAGCGACUUCCUCUCCUCGGUGGAGGUCUUCGACCUCGAGUCCGAGCAGUGGUCCGAAGGGACGCCCAUGCAGGCCGGACGCAGCGGACACGCGGCGGCCGUCUGGCGAGCGCCACACCUUAUGCACUCAGUGCUCUGA